GCAUGUUCAUAUUUCACAUCUAAUGCUUUGCCAUUAAAGAUUACUUUCAUCAAUGCUAAUCCAAUGGGCAAAAACAUCAGCAUCAUUUUUAAGGCUGGAGAUGAUCUUCGUCAGGAUAUGCUUGUUCUGCAGAUUAUUCAAGUGAUGGACAACAUUUGGCUGCAGGAGGGCCUAGAUAUGCAAAUGAUCAUUUAUAGAUGUCUAUCCACAGGAAAAGACCAAGGAUUGGUGCAGAUGGUGCCCGAUGCUGUAACCCUAGCAAAGAUUCAUCGCCAUUCUGGACUGAUGGGACCACUGAAAGAAAAUACAAUCAAAAAGUGGUUCAGUCAGCACAACCACUCAAAGGCAGAUUAUGAAAAGGCCUUGAGGAACUUUUUCUAUUCCUGUGCUGGCUGGUGUGUGGUAACAUUCAUCCUGGGAGUCUGUGACCGUCACAAUGAUAAUAUCAUGCUGACGAAGUCAGGCCACAUGUUUCAUAUCGACUUUGGAAAAUUCUUAGGUCAUGCACAAACAUUUGGAGGGAUAAAAAGGGACAGAGCACCUUUUAUUUUUACUUCAGAGAUGGAGUACUUUAUUACAGAAGGUGGGAAAAAUCCACAGCAUUUCCAAGAUUUUGUGGAGCUUUGCUGUCGAGCUUAUAAUAUUGUAAGAAAGCAUAGCCGACUACUCUUGAACCUGCUAGAAAUGAUGCUACAUGCAGGAUUGCCUGAGCUAAGUGGAAUCCAAGACCUGAAAUAUGUGUAUAAUAAUCUUCGUCCACAAGACACAAACCUGGAAGCAACAAGUCAUUUUACCAGGAAAAUAAAAGAAAGUCUGGAGUGCUUUCCAGUUAAAUUGAAUAACUUGAUCCACACACUUGCACAAAUGUCAGCCAUCAGUCCUGCCCAAUCUACUUCACAGACUUCUUCCAAGGAAUCCUGUAUUCAAAGAGCAACAAUUUUAGGGUUCAGCAAGAAAUCCAGUAAUCUGUAUGUCAUCCAGGUGACACAGAGUAACAAAGCAAUAAGUCUGACAGAAAAAUCGUUUGACCAGUUUUCAAAACUUCAUAGUCAACUCCAGAAGCAGUUUGCAUCAUUGACUCUCCCAGAGUUUCCUCACUGGUGGCACUUACCUUUUACAAAUUCAGAUCACAAAAGAUUCAGAGAUCUAAAUCAUUACAUGGAACAGAUAUUAAAUGGAUCAUAUGACAUUGCAAACCUUAUGGCUCCAAAUGCAGAAGCCGUAACAGCUCUGCACAGGGUAAAACACUAUAGCAAAGUUAAAAACAGCAACAACAAAGCAAAGAUAAAUGACAAAACAGGUGAGGAAUUUCCUGACAAGAAGCCUAAGGUACAAUUAGUCAUAUCACACGAGGAUGCGAAGCUGACCAUACUGGUGAAACACAUGAAAAACAUUCAUCUCCCAGAUGGCUCCACGCCCAGUGCACAUGUUGAAUUUUAUCUUUUACCAUACCCCAGUGAAGUUCGUAGGAGGAAAACAAAAUCCAUUCCAAAAUGUACCGACCCCACUUACAAUGAAAUUGUGGUAUACAAUGAAGUCACAGAACUCCAAGGACAUGUCUUAAUGCUUAUUGUGAAGAGCAAAACCAUAUUUGUGGGAGCAAUUAACAUCCAACUCUGUAGUGUCCCACUCAAUGAAGAAAAAUGGUACCCACUAGGAAACAGUGUAAUUUGA
Messenger RNA from Galeopterus variegatus (Sunda flying lemur), 1674 nucleotides. RefSeq names its product phosphatidylinositol-4-phosphate 3-kinase, catalytic subunit type 2 gamma (gene PIK3C2G). Gene Ontology annotation, molecular function: phosphatidylinositol binding; 1-phosphatidylinositol-4-phosphate 3-kinase activity; 1-phosphatidylinositol-3-kinase activity. Gene Ontology annotation, biological process: phosphatidylinositol-mediated signaling; phosphatidylinositol 3-kinase/protein kinase B signal transduction; cell migration. The annotation marks the transcript as partial. The record is from RefSeq and is a predicted model, not a curated record. Gene Ontology annotation, cellular component: plasma membrane; phosphatidylinositol 3-kinase complex; cytoplasm. The transcript has 13 exons. NCBI's taxonomy places the organism in Eukaryota, Metazoa, Chordata, Mammalia, Dermoptera, Cynocephalidae.